GUAAUGACACACUGACUGAACAGACCACUGGGCAUCAGUCUCAGACUAGGGGAGGAAAAACAGCGAGGAUAACAGUGUUACAGAAAAGUAAUUUGGCUGCAGUAGGUUGUUUGUGAGGUGCAAGAAGGUCGUUGUUUUGAGUUUUUUUUGUGUACCUUUACUCCGGUCGAAGAAACUAAAACGAAAUAUCUGCCACUCCCAGGACAGGUGGAGAAAACUCAAAGAAAAAGAAAGAGAAAUGGAAGAAGAGGAAAUGUCAUUUUGUCUGCAGGAGUGUCUCAGAGCUGUUGGGCUGCAGCAUCACUAUGCAAGGUUUACCUCAGUGGGAGUUUGUCGUGCAGUCCACCUUUCAGCGCUCACCAUGGAGGACUUUCCCAUCCUGGGAAUCCGCUCUAUGGAGGACAGGACUCGACUCUUCAGUCUGAUCCAAAUGGUCAAGAAUCUUGACCUGGAGAGCCUCGAACACCAGGAUGAGGAUGUUUACUACGCUGAUGAUGUUGAUGAAGUGGAUCGAAUAAGUUUUAAUGACGAUGACUGUGGAGGUGAUGAAGAAAUCUAUGACGACGAGGAAGAAAAUGGUGUCGAUUUGAUGAAGCUAGACCGUUCUUCAAGUGUUCGCAGAAGGCUAGAUUUCAGUAGUAAAGGUCCUGAUCAUCAUCAGAAGCUUUUUUAUCAUCUGAUUUAUGAUGACGGGCACAAAGGAUCAGUCACAGAUGUUCAGCCUGACUGUAACACUGAGAGUGCCUGUGCAUGCAUCUGCAGAGGAAACAACAACCAGUCUCAGGAUUCACAUUAUCUACAAUCAGGAGCAAACAGCAAGCCAGACAUCACAGAAGGAACGUCCAUGUACUACUCGCACAUUCGAUUAUUAUCACCACCAAAACCCCGGCCUGCAGCAGCGUCAUCACAGAGGUUUAGCAACAAGCAAGCUGUGACGCACAAAGAUAGAAACUGUAUCUCAAGUUGUAACACGGCUCCUGGACACACGAGUAAACAAACUCCUGUUUAUGAAUCAAAGAGGACAGCCGGGUACAACUAUGGACUACCUCUGAGUUCUCCUGCUGGCGCACAUGAGAGGCAGGCAGGCGGGCAGCGGAUCAGUGUGUGCGUGAGGAAAAGACCUCAAACACACAGAGAGUGCAGGAGAGGAGAGGCAGAUGUCGUCACAACUCCAAACGGAGAGUGUGUGAUCGUCCACGAGAGCAAAGAGGCCGUGGAUCUCACGCAGUACAUACUACAGCACAGGUUCUACUUUGACCAGGUUUUUGGGGAGGAGAGCUCCAAUGAGGAUGUGUAUCGAAGAACAGCUUAUCCUCUGGUGCAGCACGUGCUCAAAGGAGGCAAGGCCACCUGCUUUGCAUACGGGCAAACAGGUGCAGGAAAAACCCACACCAUGUUGGGAUCAUCUCCCAGGAGACCGGGCUUGUACGCCCUGGCAGUCCGGGACAUCUUUACUCACCUUUCCAACAAAAACAUGCACUCACCCCUGCAGGUGUAUGUCAGCUUCUUUGAAAUCUACUGUGGUCAGCUGUAUGACUUGUUGGACCACAGGAAAAGGUUAUUUGCGAGGGAAGAUGGACAGAAGGUGGUUCAUAUUGCCGGGCUGCGUGACGUCAGAGUGGACUCAGUCAGCUCACUGCUGAAGGUGAUCGCACAGGGCACAGAGGAACGCACGCAGGGGGUGAGUGGAGUGAAUCCGCUCUCCUCUCGUUCUCACGCGUUGCUUCAGAUUCAGCUCAGAGGUCCAAACCAGCAGGUCGCUGGUAGGAUGUGGUUUGUGGACCUGGCAGGAAGUGAGAGGGCAUCAGAUACUAGAGAACCAGACAGGCAGAGUCGUAUGGAGGGAGCUGAGAUCAAUCAGAGUCUCUUGGCUCUUAAAGAAUGUAUCCGGUCCCUUGAUCAAGAGCAGUCGCACACACCUUUCAGGCAAAGCAAACUCACUCAGGUUUUGAAGGACUCGUUUAUUGGAGACUCGAUGACAUGCAUGAUUGCCAACAUUUCGCCUGGUCACCUAGCAACCGAACACACACUUAAUACACUGAGAUACGCCGACCGGGUGAAGGAGUUGAAAGGACAGGGAGGCCUUAGAGGAGGAAGAAGAGGAAAAACCUCCCCAAAACGUAACCUGUCCAAAAGCAACAGCAGCAGCAGCACUAGUGGAAGCAGUGGCGUUUGCAUCCGAGGGAAAAGCCCCCCUAAAAAGCCGAAGUUAGCGAGGCAAAGAGAGGCUCCUGUUCCAGCAACACCGACCACGAGGUUGGCCACUGGAGGCCCAAUUUUCUGCUCCACACCAAAGAGCAGCAGAUGUAGAGAGGAAGUUAAACUGGAACAAAUCACACCAGUCAGAGGUUUACUGGGAACGGGGGAUAGUAGGAAGACGGCAGGUGGGAAGGGAGGAAGAAGAGGAAGAGAAAGGUUUGAAGAAAGUGACAGAGCAGGGUACUCAUUGGACGACCAAAUCAGCAGGGAGUGUGGAUUCUACCAAAGGGAAAACCAACAAAGCGCUUCAAAAGGGGGAAUAGAAGGAGAAAGAAGAUUGAGAAGACAACAACGAAGUGGUGGAGACUCGUCUAUUGGAGUAGAAAUUGAAAGGGGAAGAGAUUUACAAAAGAGUGAUGAAAGGGGUGAGGAGAAAGAGAUGCAUCUGAGACGUUAUCACCAGCAGCUUCAGCAGUUCAUCCCCUCGUCUGCUUCUUCAUCCCUCCGUCUCCUCUCACCUUCUACAGGUCCGUCUUUCUCUCCUUCCAACACCACCUCUGCCUCUCCAUCUUCUCGUUCAUCUCUCCGACACUCUUCCCGCCUCUCGGCUUCUGCACUUACACGUCAAGGUUUGAAAGAGGUUUUAGAGUCGUGUGGAGCCAGGGCUGAUGGAGGACUAAUGUCUUCUGUCCCCGCUGGAGGGACCUCUCAAAGCUGUAGAAAUCAGGAAGAGGUUGGUGAUGGUGACUCAAGUGGAAGAGUGAGAAGAGAGGAUUGGAGGCCAGCUGGGAUGGAAGCAGUGGGAGGGAGGAGGUGGGCUUGGGAGGCAGAGACAGAACAGACAGGUGCAAGACCAGCUGCUGUCGAGGCACAAGUGUCUCACAACUGUGAUUCAGAGGAGUGGAGAGCAGAGGGCGCGGACCUCUCUGAUGUCCCAGCUGAUGGAUCAUGGAGCAAUGACAGCGACAGCCUUUUCACUCACCCCGCUGUUGAGUCAUCUCAUCAUCGAGCUCCAGCAGAACGACCUCUCUCCCCCGGCUGUGAACAUACCAACACCCUCCUGAAGUCUCAUAAACUCAGUGAACCUUCUGUUAACUUCUGUCAAACCAAAGGUACCUCGAACGACCUGCCUCUACGACCGCAAAAAUCCACGAUUGUAGUGCCUUCAGGCUGCUCGAGAGAGAAGAAACCUUUGUUUUCACCUGAUGCCAAUACAAGACACUUUUCCAAUACUACAUCAGACACACUUUCUCCCACUGAUUCCAAAGCCAUAAAGUCUGGCGUCAUUCAUCAAGACGCUUCUUUCAGCCCCGUCAUGGACCCCCUGAGUGUCUCCUUGCUUCAAGUGGACCAACGGGCCGCCACAUCUUCUUUCCUCCGAGGGGAACCAAAAACCAGCUCGCUGUAUUUUCCUGACAAUGGGAGAAAUGAAAGCAGGAAGGGAGAGAAAAAAAAAGAGCGUAUCGCAUGUUUGGACGAGGCAAUGAAAGACGGAGGAGAAGAGGAAUUUCGCCUCUCACUUCUGGAGAUGACACGAGGAAGGACCCAUGGCGCUUCUAUCUCUAACCACGUAACAACGACCUCUACUGAGCAAGGUAUCAUGAAGCUCCCUGUCCCUGAGGCUUUGCAGUAUUCUCUCCGGAGCCAGGAGAUCAACCAGAGACCUCAAACGAGUCCUGCUAUUGAAGUCCUGAGCAUCCAAGACCCACUCAAACCCUCCACAAGUGCUGCGUCGACUUCUGUCACUCAGUCCAUCUCAUCAUCUGUCCAACCCUCCAGGAACAAUCCUACACCCAUCACACACAAUCUUAAGACUCAUGGUGCCACCCAACCGCCGCCAGAGUGUGCCCACAAAAUGCACGACAAACUCCCUCUUUCAAAUUCAACAACACCGUCAGAAAGGGUCUCGGGCCGGUUGAAAACAUCGCCGAAACAACGUCACACAGUUCAUUCUCCCUCUUCAAGCAACUCCAACAUCUCUCGGCAACCAAAUGACGGGACAGAAUCAAAUGUUCAAGGGAGCACCGGCAAUCAGAAAACUGGAAACAUGAUAAAUCUGCCUGAUCUUGAAGACUCAGAUGUUGCCCAGUGGCGUGUUAUCCAGGCUCACUGGGAGCAGCUGGAAGAGAUGGAAGCUUUAUUUCAUAAAGAUGGGAAUCUUCUGUGCCAGCAGCCUGACAUGGCAUUUUCAGAGUAUGUUCACAAACUGGAGGAGAUCAUGGAGAGAAAGGCUCGGUGUGUCGAAAGCAUGAUGGCUGAGCUGCAGCCAUAUCUCAAACUCAGUCACUCUCACUCGGCACACCAUCACAACCAAAGAGAACAUAAUAAUGAUCCAAAUACUUGAAUUACUUGAAACACAAUAAGUUACUCAUGUUACAAUGAAAGUGUGACCUUUACAAGGAAGAACUCUCUGUUACAGAAAGUUGUGCUUUUGAUUCUGCAAUAUAUUUUUCUCACUUAAAACAGAACAUUCAGUGAAGGUUUUUCUUUAUUAUUUAACAUGUUACUUGGACAAUCAACAAUUGGAAAAAUCUUACUUGUGUGUGGUGUGUGUUUUUUUGGAAGAGUUUCAGAUGGAUGCUGUGAUGUAUUGGAUUAUUAUGUUGAAAUCUGGGAAUGUUAUGUCCAUCAGUGUAUUUAUGCGUGUGUGUGCAUGUGUGUGUGUGUGUGUGUGUGUAUAUGAGGUGAUUUUUCUGUAUCUGUGUCCUGCAUACAUGCUGAUUCUAAUGCAUACAGAAUUUAAUGAAACCAUCAAAUACUUGUUUUACUAAGAUAAAAA
Labrus mixtus (cuckoo wrasse) is the source of this 4978-nucleotide messenger RNA. Its product is annotated as kinesin-like protein KIF24. Lineage: Eukaryota; Metazoa; Chordata; Actinopteri; Labriformes; Labridae. Gene Ontology annotation, biological process: microtubule-based movement. The coding region runs from base 239 to 4543 and encodes 1434 amino acids. Gene Ontology annotation, molecular function: ATP binding; microtubule motor activity; microtubule binding. The record is from RefSeq and is a predicted model, not a curated record. The transcript has 15 exons.